AAGUUCUCAAUCGCACGCUCGCUAUUUCAAAGUGAUUGAAACUAUCGUCUCUAGUUCCUGCCGUUGCGAAUCACGGUCGAAAUAAAAAUCGUAGCACGUUUUAGCUUUGAAGCGUUUCCUCGUAAAAUGUUGGCGAGCUCCAACAGUUGACGGCGGCGGCGUCCUCAAAGGAUAGAGUGUUGUGUUGUUACGUAUGUGCUGAAAAGACGUCCUCCCUCGUUUCUCACGCCUACAGUAAUGCAGCGUUGCAUCGUUUUUGCGGGGAGACAUCUGCCGACCUGCGGCGUAACCUGCAGUGCCACAAGAGCAGCGUCAACAAAGCCGACAGAGUCGAAGAUAUUGGAAAAACUGAAGGAAGCUCUCAACCCGCAAGAACUACUGGUUGAAAACGAAAGCCACAUGCACAAUGUCCCCAAAGGGUCUGAGACGCACUUCCGGGUGACUGUCGUGUCGUCCGCAUUCGAGGGUAAAAGUUUAGUGCAGCAACACGCCAUGGUGUACGCUGCAUUAAAAGAGGAGCUCAAGAACCCCGUUCACGCCCUCGCAGUUGAGACCUCGACGCCGGACAAGUGGCAAUCGAAGACUGGAAAAUCGCCGCCUUGCCUCGGAGGAAUGAAGAGGGAGAAGCGAGACAGGGAUUGAACCGUAUAGUUGUAGCGGAAGCGACUGUGGUGUUUGCAUAGCGCUAGAGGACGGCGGCAGUGAUGUACAACACGGGGGGAAAAAAGGACAUAAGAUUGUUAUGGGUAUGCGCUUGUAUAGUUCCCUUAAUUAAAGUUACGCUGUUCAUUACGUGACGAA
Messenger RNA from Rhipicephalus sanguineus (brown dog tick), 801 nucleotides. Its product is annotated as bolA-like protein 1. The record is from RefSeq and is a predicted model, not a curated record. The coding region runs from base 238 to 642 and encodes 134 amino acids. The transcript has 6 exons. Gene Ontology annotation, cellular component: mitochondrion. NCBI's taxonomy places the organism in Eukaryota, Metazoa, Arthropoda, Arachnida, Ixodida, Ixodidae.